Phascolarctos cinereus (koala) is the source of this 3023-nucleotide messenger RNA. RefSeq names its product late endosomal/lysosomal adaptor, MAPK and MTOR activator 3 (gene LAMTOR3). Gene Ontology annotation, biological process: cellular response to amino acid stimulus; positive regulation of TOR signaling. Gene Ontology annotation, cellular component: Ragulator complex. The record is from RefSeq and is a predicted model, not a curated record. Lineage: Eukaryota; Metazoa; Chordata; Mammalia; Diprotodontia; Phascolarctidae.
GUGUAUCACGGGGCCGAGGCUCCGGCGGGGCUUCCUGAGAGAGCGGGAGGGGUCGGCAAUCAUGUGACAGCGGGUUGAAGAGGAAGCGGCCGCGGCAGUCGGAGCUACCUGCGCCCGAGGACAGCGGCCGCCUGGGCAGCCUGAGCCAGGCGUGGGGAGCGUCCCCGCGGGAGGAAGGGGCUCAUCAUGGCGGAUGAUUUGAAGAGAUUCCUCUACAAAAAGUUACCAAGUGUUGAAGGUCUUCAUGCCAUUGUAGUCUCAGACAGGGAUGGAGUGCCUGUUAUCAAAGUGGCAAAUGAUAAUGCUCCAGAGCAUGCUUUGAGACCUGGUUUCCUGUCUACGUUUGCACUUGCAACCGACCAGGGCAGCAAACUUGGACUUUCCAAAAACAAAAGCAUCAUUUGCUACUACAACACGUACCAGGUAGUCCAAUUCAAUCGAUUACCAUUGGUGGUGAGUUUUAUAGCAAGCAGCAGUGCAAAUACUGGACUGAUUGUCAGCCUAGAAAAGGAACUUGCCCCAUUGUUUGAAGAGUUGAGACAGGUCGUGGAAGGUUCUUAACCUGGCUGUGGCCCCACCCUGGCCGUGUUGUGAUCCCAGUGAGUCCAGUCCAGCAACCUUGACUUCAUCAAGUAACUUGAAUCCACACACACUCAGAAAAGACAACUUUCCCCAACUUAGACUGAAGAAGAAGAUUGUAUUUAUUAUUUCUAAAUCGAUGGACUGUUGUGUUGGGUUUUAGGCUGAGUUCUUCUGUAGGAUGAUUUUGGGGGAGGCCACUAAAAAUGGUUCAGUAUCUAUCACGGCUCCCAUGGAGUUUAGCUCAGCCACCAGGGAGGGAUGAGAUUCUCCUCCAGUGGAUCAGAAUCAGACUGAGCCAGCUAAGGGUCUCCUGUUGUGUACAGUACAUACAGGCCUGCAGUAGGUAGGCCCUGCCCUGUGUAUGCUAUUGCUUUAUUGUGAAUAAUAGAGAACUUAUUUUUGUGUGUGCCGUGUUGUGUGUCUGCACUGAGUGCGAGGAAGCCAGCGUCUAACAGCAGUAAUAAACCAGUACAAUCACUAACUACCCCUGUUUAUAUCAUUGUGAGGUGGAGAUCUAAGAAAGCGUCACUAAUUGGUAUUUCUCUUUAAAGUGUGGUAUGUCUAAAAAGAAAUCUGUCGCUUUAGAUUUACAUUCAGCUGUCAAUAACCAAUCAGUAUUUUGAUGUUUUUCUCUUUGUACAAUUUAAAUGUGAAAAUCAGUAUCAAAGCUUUGGUUUGUGACAUUUAUAUGAAUACCAUAAUACAACAGUUCUUUUUCCUUUUCCUAAAUAAGGGUCUAAAUAAAAUAGUAUUUUGUAAAAGUAUAGCUUGACUACUUAGUCAUCAUAUAGUAUUGGGGGGAAGGGACAGGAGGUGAAUGAGGCCCACUUGUAAGGAUAAGAAGAACGUAAGGAGUUUUUCUUUGUGGGACAGGGGCUGAGCCAUGAAUCUGACUGGUCUAGACAAGAGGUGAUGAGGACCUGAACUAGGAUGGGGGUACCUGAUAGCUUAAUCCAUGGGACCUCAGGAGAUGGCCCUGGGGUAUACCCAGGCAUAGAAGGUCAGACCAGGUUAAGGAGACUGAGAGGGAUGGUUCAGACAGAGGAAGAGAGGUCAUGGAGAGCAGUGUCAAAAAACUGAGGCCAAGUAUCCAAAAGACACUUAGAUUGUCCCAGAGGUGUAGAGAGGCGGUAACUCAUUCUGCCUUAAGAGGCGGAGAUGAGGGUUUGAUAGAUGGCACCUGACUCUUACUGCUGGCCAGUGGCUGGCACAUCAGCCGUGAUGCUACAAUGCAAAGGAGUGAGUGCACAGGAAAGGACCAGACAGUGCACUCUUAAGUCAGGGAAGAUUUCAUGUAACCUGCAUUGGAGAAAGAGAAGGAGAUCAAAAUAGAGACUAGGAAUGGGAAGAAGGGAAGUCCAUUCCAAACAUGGCGAGAGUAUGAGAGGCAUGGAGACAGGAAGAGAAAGAACAGAAACGGGGGACAGAGGAGUGCUCCUCUGUCCUAACUUUAAUGAGCUGGGAUCACUUUACGCUGCAGUGAGAGUUUGGAGCUGGUCUUUAUAAACUACUUAGAGUUACCAGUGUUGAUUUAGGGACAUGGUUUAUACCACCUGAAUUGCUAUAAUUACAUUUUGUGCCUGCCAUGGUGGAGUUUUGUCUUUUGGAUACUUGUAGAAAAGUAUAUAUGAUGUUUAAUCUUUGCUAUCUUUAAUUCUGCCUAAUGGGAAAAUAUUUCCUUUCAUAUUUUUAAAUAGGAUGCCUGUAAUUAUAUAUAUAUGUGUGUGUGUGUGUAUACCUAUAUACAUAAUUUAUAGAUACUUCUAGUCAAUGUGGUUUAAGCUUUAGUUAAGCUUAAAUUGCUCUUAAGAUUUUUGAGAUGUCCUGUAAAUAGACAUACAUACCUAUUUUCAAACAACUAGCAAGCACAGCAUUUAAUGAAUGCCAAUUAUUGUGGAGGAACUGUGUGGGGUAGUGGAACUACCAGAGUUAAAAUCAGGAAGACUUAAGUUCAUGAUCCUGGGCAAAUCACUUAACUUCUCUAAGACUCAGUUUCCAGGAAAAUGGGAGUGGUAAUACCAAAGGUAUUUCCCAGGUGGUUGUGACAAUCAAAUCAGAUAAUGUAUGUAAAGUGCUUUGCAAACUUUGAAGUGCUAAAUAAAUAGCGGUUAUUAUUAUUAUAUGGCAUAUAGUUUGAGUGUUUAUGCAUAUCAAUAUCUGGAAAUUGCUGUCUAUGUAAAUUUGUAGAUUCAAAAAAAAAUUUAAGUAUCUUAAUUAAAAUGUGGUAUAAGAAAUGCCAUGAAAAGCAAAAAAAAUUAUUUUCAUUCGUACUCUCAUCCUGGUGAGUUCCCCUAUCUGUAAAAUGGGGAGAAUAGCAUUUGGACUGCCUACCUCACAAAGUUAUUGUUAGAAAAGUGAUUUGUAACCUUAAAGACCCAGAGGAUGUAAAUUGUUACCCGUUGUCUUUUUAAUCAAUAAAUAUUAAAAACAGUCAAGCGACA